UGGACGGGGUCAACACCCACCGGAAACCGUUUCAGCACCAGUAGAAACGGAAAAGGGGAGAACAACCAGCAUAUAUGAUUUUCUUUUCGUUCUCCGCCGUGCACAAAUGUCUAUUUUCGGCCACCGUUCCCUAAAACGAGUUUGGAGGCAACCGGUUGCCAGAAGUAGGUGUGUUGAAGCCGCUCCGGCCGAGAGGAGACUUGUGUGGGAGGAGGCACACAGUCUCUCCCCAUGAUAAACCGUCAUUACCGGCGAUUGAACCAGCCAUGGACUGCUGCCAUGAGUAUUCUUGAACAGUAUUAGCAAGCUGUUUGUCCGUCUUGCUACGGGUGCAAUAUGCCCAAUCGACGAUGGUAUUUGAGGUUUGUCAGCACCUGAUGAUACGGGCCUGCUUUUCUCCAUCGGGACAUUUUCUGGCAGGAGGAAACCCGCUAGGUGAUAACCUGACGAGCUAACACCGCAAGCUUUAGGCUUCCCUCCACUGCACCUCUGGGCUAUGACGACGGAUUAAACCUGCCCAUGAGCGCAGCAGGCACCGUACAACAUCAGAACAUUUGAACCCGAAGGUGUUGUAUGGGAUUCCUCUCGGCGGCGGAGAAGCGGGCCUGAGCCAACAUGGUGACCUGGAGGCGGCUGCUGCGAGUGUCCAACCGCUCGUUUUUGGCCUUCAUUUUCUUCUUCUCAAUGUUCACUACCUGCCUGUACUUCAUCUAUGCGGCACCGGGCAUAGCCAACACAUACUUCUUCAUGGUGCAGGCCCAGGGCAUCAUGUUGAGAGACAAUGUGAGGACCAUUGGACACAUGAUCCGAUUGUACACCAAUAAGAACAGCACACUUAACGGCACAGACUACCCAGACGGCAGCAAUUCCAGUGAACUCCUGAUCCAGCCCACCACCUUUCUCCCAGAAAACUUCACCUACGCCCAGAACCUCCCCUGCCCCGAGCGAUUACCUUCUAUGAAGGGCCCAAUAGAAGUCAACAUGACUGAGAUCCCUAUUGAAGAGAUGGAGCUCAAGUUCUCAACGUUUUUUGACAUUAAAUUUGGGGGCCAUUGGAAACCAAAAGACUGCAAACCACGCUGGAAGGUGGCCGUCCUGAUCCCGUUCCGGAACCGUCAUGAGCACCUGCCCAUCCUCUUCCAGCACCUCACCCCCAUGCUACAGAGGCAGCGCCUGCAGUUCUCCUACUACGUCAUCGAGCAGACGGGGAGCCAUCCCUUCAACCGGGCCAUGCUGUUCAACGUGGGCUUCCUGGAGGCCAUGAAGGACCUGGCCUGGGACUGCCUGGUGUUCCACGACGUGGACCACAUCCCCGAGAACGACCGCAACUACUACGGCUGUGGGCAGAUGCCGCGCCACUUUGCCGCCAAGCUCGACAAAUACAUGUACAUACUCCCUUAUAGCGAGUUCUUCGGUGGCGUAAGUGGACUCACGGUGGAGCAGUUUCGCAAGAUCAACGGCUUCCCCAAUGCAUUCUGGGGCUGGGGAGGAGAGGACGAUGACCUGUGGAACAGGGUGCACUACGCCGGUCUCAACGUCACGCGGCCAGAGGGCGAGAUGGGCAAGUACAAGUCCAUACCACACCACCACCGAGGAGAAGUGCAGUUUCUUGGGAGGUACAAGCUGCUGAGGUACUCCAAGGAGCGGCAGCACCUGGAUGGGCUGAACAACCUGCGUUACGUGGCCCGCGUCUCGCUGCACGGCCUCUACAAGAACAUCACGGUGGACCUGCAGCCGGAGCUGGCGCCCAUCGCCGACUAUUGACACCCCCCUCCCCCCCCCCCGCCACACACACGCACUCACACACACUCACGCACAGCUUCUCCCGUUUCACCCAUCCCCCCCAUCGUUAUACCCCCCCCCUCCCCCUGUACUGCCCCCCCCCCCCCCCUCUCUUCUCCCCCAGGGACAGACCUGCUGUUAAGCAGGAGCAGGGUAAGAGAGUGGGGGCCGGGUUGGGUGGGGGGGGGGGGGUUUACAGGGUUAGGCAUUAACACGCCAGGUGUUAACAUUGUAACGACUUUGUUCUGAAGAGGAAUCCAAAUGGAGGAAGAUGAAGAAAAAAAAGAACAUGGAGGAAGUGUGUGUGUGUGUGUGUGUGUGUGUGGCGCCGUGAAGUGCAACGGAGAGACGUGUGAAGGAAUGAAUCGCAUGUCGAAGCGUGUUCUGGGACCACUGGAGCUUCUACCCCCCCCCCCCCCCCCCCCCCCCCUCCCCCCGGGCGCAGUCAGGGGGGGGGGUGCUAAUGUUGUGCUGUGGCGCCUUAAAUGUGGGUUGGCUCGGUAGCGUCCUGGCCUGACCCCGGCUCAGCGCUUCACACGUCUUCACCCUCCAACGCCAACCGGUCUGUAUCGCUUUGUGUACGGUCACUUUCGUUUUGUUUUUAUCAAUUUAUUUUUCUGCCAAAGCAUAUCUUCUCGUUCUUCUGAGAGAUGAAAAUAUUCCUUAAAAACAGGUGCAGGAAACGAGAAGAGUCGACAUACAUGUCUGUGACAAAAUUGUGUAUUUUUUUAGCUUUUUCUUAUGUAUUUAUUUGUCCUCUUGCAGAAGCACUCCUUGUCUGCGCCGCGAACGUUUUGUGUGUUUUUGUUUCGUUUUUCGCUGCACUAUCGCUGAGAUCUGCAUGCACAGAACAUGUAUUGUGAAUAUCGGCUCAAGUGUGCGAACACUAGUAUGUAUAUAUCGGCAUUUUUAACGCACAAGCGUUAUUCCAGUGGGUUUUAGAUUUUUUUUUUUUGGCAGCUACUUUUCUCUCUUAGGAACUGAACAUAUGAGUGAGUGGCUUGUUCCAGAUCUAGGAGGAAACCCCUACAGGAAAAAAAUAUGUAUAGGAUGUUUGGCAUAGAAAAAAAAAAAGAUAAAACAAAAUCCCUAGAUUUCAAUUUAUCGUUUGCAUGCCUUAAUUUUUCUUUUCAACAGAUGUUUAUUUUCCUCCUCCUCCCCCCAAACAUAAUUUAUGAUAUCAUUUUCUAGAUGUGUAUAUUUCUAUUGAGUUUCUUUUUGUUGAGGUACUUUUCUUUUUAUUUCUUUUGAGGUGCACUGUGUGGAAACCUAAAGAGCAAGUCGUUUCACAGUAGUAGCAGACGUGUGACUACACCAUGCCUUUUCCCUUCACACGUAUGGCGAGGUCGGGAACUGGGCAUGGGAUGUGUCACAAUUGGUGGACAAAGGUGUGCGUUUGUGUGUGUGAGAGAGAGAGAAUCUGUCUUUGUGUGAGAGGGAGAAUGUGUUUUUGUGUGAGAGAAUGUGUGUGCAUGAGUGUCAGUAUCUGUGGCUACCAGAACCAUGAGACAGAAGUCAACCCCUUGCCAUGCUGUACUUUAAGCCCUGGUGCACAGCAAUCCCUAACUGAAGUGUCAAAAGUAGGAUCGUCAUGGCUUUGUCUAGACAGUGUUGUUUCUAUUGGUUGGUAAUCUUUGUUGUGGUCCUUAUUUUCCGAGGCUGACAAGGCUAUAAGAUGGGCCAGAAUGAGAGAACCCUAGCUUCAAUGUGUGGUGUUUCUUGAAUGGCAUUGUGUGAGUCUUUGGCCAUGAAAACUUUAAUUUGUUAAAGCUUUGAGUGCUAUAAAAGAAACUUGUUGGCAAUGGUGAACCCCUUUUCACACGUUAUCCCCUUAUGUUUACCCUUGCAUUCAUGCUAUGACCUUACCAAUGUGUUUUUUGAUAUAGUAACCGUGUUUGUUUUAUAUUUUGUUUUAUGUGGACGUCUGCAUCUCAAACGCGACACGGCGGCCAUUGCCUUUUUGUGCUGGUGACGCAGAGUCGCUUAGCCAAGUGGGUUGAACCUCCAUCCGCCUCAUUAUCAUUUGGAAUGUGUUCGCAAUGCUGAGUUUAGGAGCAGCCCGCAGAUGUUUACACACGUGUUCCCUUAGAAGAAGUAGCGACUGCUGAACCAAAUAAAUCUGGGUUCAGGAACACGACAACAAACAGAGCAGUUUUAUUGUUUGCAGCCCAUCUGGUUGGUAGGCAACUGUGGUUCUUAAUUGACCGACAUUCGUUUUAGAAGUGAGCGGUGCCAAAGUAUUUUUGUGUGUUGUAUUUUUUGCCUCAUUGAUACAAAAACUCUCUAUUUCCCCCCCCCCCCCCCCCCCUCCCUCCUGUUUCUGACCUCUCAUGGUAAAUGUGUCCAUUGGGGUCAGAACUCUGUUGGUGUUCUUCAUGCCGGUGCUUAUGGGUUACUAUGCUUUAGUUAUGGGACAUCCACUGCAGUUGGCAUAACCAGGGAUCGACACCUAGAAAGCUAGCACUACUGGAUGGAAACGGGAUGAUUUAGAAUAAACCAAAUGGUCGUGGCACCCAUUCAAAGUUGAGAAAGUUAUGGGUGAUUUCUCGCCCACUUAUUCUGUUAUGAUCACCCCUCUCAAAAGCAGUAAAAAUUUAAAUAAAGAUAACUUGUAAGAAAAUAUUUUGGGAGACCUAAUGUCAAAAAUAGGAUUUUUCCAGUUAGCGCUACAGUGUAGCGCUUUUCUACUCCAAGGAUUUGUGCUAUGUUCAGGGUAACGACCACGACUCAAAAUCAAUAAGAAAAAAACAAACAUAAAAAGAUGUGGCUCAUCACUUUUGAAUGUGCACAGGCACAUUCAAAGGUUAAGGCCAAAUGCGUCCCUUGUGGUUAAGAUCCAUCUUCAGAAGUAGUGGUGGUAAUGUCGUGGGGUGCCGGCCGUCCUUGGUAGAGAGGUGUUGGUGGGAUCUCUGUUUUUAGAUCCCACAUGAUCCUGUUCAGCUUGUCCGGUCUUUUUAUUUAUUUUUAUUUGAUACAAAGUUCGAAACAUUUCAGAAUUCCACCGUCACCAGUGCGCAACGUCAAUGUUAAAUUUUGCAGUAUUCAUAUUUGUGCCUUGAUUUUUUUUCCAGGCCUUUUUUUCAAUUUGUAUUCUUAAAUUAUAUAUCAAAAGUGAUUUGGUUUGUUUUGAAACUGAAUUAAGUGCACAUGCUCUGGUUAAAAUAUUUGUUCUGAUUAAGUUUUACAGUGUUAAGUCUUACUGUGUUAAAUAUUCUUGCGAACUGGAUGAGUAUGUUCAACAGAGAAAAAAUAAUUUCAAAUGUUUUGUUUGUCUUGUUUUUAUUCAACAAGUGGCAUUACAAAAAACAACUAUUUAUCAUGGCCCUUUUUCUUUUGCUUCUGUGAAACCAAAUGCGACCACAAGGUGCAAGUUGAUAAUUGGCUUGUGGCUAACAAUAUUCUUAACUGGCCCUUACAUGUCUUAAAGUAUGUAGGAAAUUAAAAAUACAGCAGUAUCCAUCCACGUUCUACCAAUCAGUACCGACACUGCAUGUGUCUCCUGGUCCUCGGCACCAUCACCGCAGAGGAGACAUGCCCUGCAGGUAGUGCUCUUUGGCCGCACUAGACUCUGCAAGACCCUAGUUCUCAUGACCAAUGGGAGCUGGGCAAAAUAUAAACUGGUAAGAGCACAUCAACCUUAGCUGACAGGUUUUUUUUCCUUUAGAUCACGUUUUUCGAUUAGAAAAUAAGAUCAUCUACUAAAGAUAGAAUGACUAUUCUGCACAUGCUCAUGAAAUGCGGCUGUAGUUGUAGCACUCUUUUUUUUGGCCAGAAGAAUGUUCCAUAAUUCUUCCGACACGGUACAUUUUACUUUUUACGUGCCAAGGUUGAACCAUUGGUGAUGACGUCAAGCUCUUAGUCUUGGGGAAUCAUCCAGGAAGAAGUUAAGUCUGCUGUUAACUGUCAGUUUUUGUACCUUUUUUUUUUUUGGUUAACUGAAAAUAAACUCUCCAUUGCCAUGUUCUUGAAAACCA
Molecule: messenger RNA, 5756 nt
Organism: Gadus macrocephalus (Pacific cod)
Lineage: Eukaryota; Metazoa; Chordata; Actinopteri; Gadiformes; Gadidae
Gene: b4galt6
Product: UDP-Gal:betaGlcNAc beta 1,4- galactosyltransferase, polypeptide 6
Exons: 9
Coding region: 616-1764 (382 amino acids)
Biological process (GO): carbohydrate metabolic process; glycosphingolipid biosynthetic process
Molecular function (GO): UDP-galactose:glucosylceramide beta-1,4-galactosyltransferase activity
Source: RefSeq, a predicted model, not a curated record